AUGGUCACAAAACCGCAUACAAUUCAACAAUGUCUGCCAAAUCUUCACUCACUGGGAGAACUUCUACUGCCAUGUUUAUGUCGACAAAUAUUUACCUUGACAGUUAUAUUGAGUUUAUUAUGUAUGUUGGUCAGUUAUACAUUAGCAGGAAGUCAAGCGUAUGCCUCAUUAUUUCAUGUCAGGUGUUGGUCAGUAUUGGCUGUUGUUCCCCAACAUAGUGUUUGUUUACCGAAUGAGUUGAAUCAGACAAUAAAUUGGGAAUAUAAUUUAAUAAAUGAAACACAAGAACAACAUCAUUGUAUCUAUACACCCUCAUUAGAGAAAGCUGAAGAAAAUGGUGAAAUAUCAACUGUGCCAUUAAGUACAAUACUUGAUGAUUAUAAAUAUUUUUCAUGGAUAUCAUUGAUUGUUCAAUUAUUUAUUGUUAUAAGUAUAUCCGUAUCUUAUAUGACAAUGGGUUCAGCAUUGCAUCACACAAUUAAAGGCGUAGUUGACUCGUAUUGGAGUCCAACGAUCGAAGCAGAAACAGAUUUAAGAAAAUAUGGAAAUCUAUUUCAAUAUUUCACUGUGAGAAAAAUGACUCAAGUAUUUGUUUCAUUGGCUAUUUUUAUGAUUGUCUUUGUCAUUGCUCUUAGUAAUCCAAAAAGUUUUAAAAAAAUUCUUGAACAAGCUGGAUCGUUCUUUGGAAAUGUUGAAAUGGGUAUAUUUUUAAGUAUAAUGAUAUAUAAAGUGACAUCUCCAAAAUUUGGAUGUUAUACAAUUCCAUAUGAAUUACCAAAAUGGUUUUUACAUUUACAAUAUAUUAUUCCAUUUUAUUUUACCUUUGCUGUUGUCUAUGAUAUUUAUUAUAUGUUUCGUUAUUAUAUUUAUUGA
This is a messenger RNA of Didymodactylos carnosus, 873 nucleotides long. The record is from the annotation of a GenBank genome assembly. NCBI's taxonomy places the organism in Eukaryota, Metazoa, Rotifera, Eurotatoria, Philodinida, Philodinidae.